CAGCCCUAUGCGUAUCACCAUGGCUGUCAGAAUCAGCCGCCCAAGCCAACUGUGAUCGCCAGAACCGCCGUAGGCCCUCAACCCUGCUCCCUUUCCUGGUAUUGUGGUCAGACGCACUGGCUCAGCUGUGCGCAGCUGCGACCGCUGCCAGGUCAGCUUCAGCCACUGUAGAUUACGUCACUGGAGGCAGGUUCAGGAGGUAUCUGUUUGGUCUGGAACAACAUUCGCUCGGCGAACCAUGGCCUGACGUCCUUGGUGUAGCUGUGGUGGUCUGUGUGGCUGUUAUGUUCAUGAUGGGAUUGGAGAAAUCACCAACAAUAUCCGCACUGCUACUCGUAGCGCUCCUGGGUAACUUUGCGUUCUUUGCUACUAUUGGAAGUUUCCAUACUGUGAUAAAAUUUUGGAAAUGGUGCGAGAGACUGAAAGUGCUUUCCUACCAUAGGGUCAUAGCAGCAGCCACCAGUUGUACGUUUGCUUUCGUGCAUUACAUCCCGAUAACGCAGAAAAACAACUGCUUAAAAUUUAGUACCAUGGUCCUCAAUCCGUUGAUCUUCUAUACCGUGACUACAGUUGUCUUUUCAAUGAUGACUCGGUAUAGAGAGCUCGUGGGCACAGCAAUUCCUCUGAUCCAAGUUUUCGAGAGCAGAGAUGUCGACUGGGCCAGACCUAUAAUAGCUGCCUUCACAAUCACAGUAGUAUGUCUUGCUCUGACCGAGGUACUACCAGUUAUAUACAGUACAUUUGUCAGACUGGCUAGUAAAGAAUGGAGGGUAUUCGUACCAUCUAUGCAAUAUCAGAGUUCGAUUACUGGAGCUCCCAUUUUGGCAAUUUUUGCUGCAGGUAGUCUAGCAGCAAUCCUAGCGUUUGCUUGCCCUUUGUCACACCUAAUAAAGCUACUAAACGCAUCAGCUCUGAUGAAAUGCGUUUUCAUUUGUUGCCAAAUGGUGUAUAAUCGAUAUAAGCCCGAAAUAAAUUAUGACUGCUUAGUGUACAAUACGAACGUUCAGUACAGCAAACUAGCCAAGGAUUCGAAGCCUAACGUAACUUACCACCAACCUCGAUUAUCAAUUAAGGACAGAGUAAAAGCAUUUUUUAUAUCAAGUCCAGGGUACGUUCAUAGACUGAGCUCUCCUAAGAACGUGACAGGGAAUCUGGUGGCAUCGAAAACGGAAGAGAAAGAAUGCCUUUUGUUGGAUGAUUAUAGUAAUAAGUCCCUGAACAUCGACAUGGCGGAAGAUAGUGGAUCUGAUAACGAAAAUGAAGAUGAUUUGGAGAUAUGCAGCGAAUCAGAUUCGACAGACAUCGAUGUAGUCGUUCAGGAGUAUCAAGAAGGCCUAAAGUUAAUAGCAACAGUGGAAAAGUUCACACCUACAAAACCUGCUACGAAACUGACUUCCAUCGUUGUCAUAUUUUGUAUUUUAUUGGCUAUAACCGCCUCAGUGGCGCUUUGCUUGUAUAUGCUAAGGAUAAUCGACAUAUUGUGGCCGAGCUUUAUCGGCUUGAGCUUAUCCGUGAUAAUUAUAAUGGGUAUGCCUCAGAACGUAUCUGAUAAAUCCAAACAGUCUUUCGUACCGUCAUUUUUAUUCCCCAUUUGUCAAAUAGCCUGUAUAGCUUUCAACAUGGUGCUAAUAUCCACAGUAGUGGUGGAAAUAUGGCAAGGUCUUGUCUUUUGGACAUUGGCAGGACUCCUCCUGUUCUGGCGCUGCGACUGUUGUACCUGCGAUGGCCUAAUGAAGUCUACAAGGAUGUCGACGAAGGUGAACCCCGUCAGCAACCUACCAGAUAACGGAAGCAAGGAAGUUGUGGUACCUGAAACUAUCUUCAUCACCAGAUGACACAACGAGUACUUGAAUGACGAAAGCCUACUCAGCGAAUCAGAGGAAGAUAUCUGAAUGAGCUGAAAUGGAAGUCAUUCAAGUGGAAUAGCAUCACCAAAAUCAUUUGCAUAUACGUAUUCUUAAGGUGUAUGUCUACUUUGGUUCUAUGAAAAGCUUUGAAAUGAAAGGUAAAGAAGCUAAAGAUACUACAACCAUCUGAUUUUUGGGAAUCUAAAAUAUAAUAUAUAAUUAGCACCGCUUCGAAUGUCUCCAGUGAUCUUGGUUUUAACCUUCCGAGACGAAUUCCUUCCUGGUGAAUAUUGGGCAUCCAUCAAAGCCAGCAUAAAAGCGUAAUCAAACCAUUGCUUUUCUAAAAUUCGCACUAUAUCGGGUUUCAGAUUUUAGUCAAACCACUUGGAUCUCGGAAACGUUAAGAAAAACGUUGUCGAUACCAAAUGGGGGCAGUCUCGCAUUCAGUAUCCGUAUACAGGGGACUUUAAAGUUGAGUCAUUAAUUUUCAGAUAAUGAUUGUAGAAGGAAGAUAAACCAAAAUAUGUGUGUAACAAUAAAAAAAAAAAUAAAAAAAAAUGUUACCUUGUUUUAUAAAGUAUCCUCCCGACAAGUAUUUCAGUGCGGACCUGUAUUUGAUCGUGCGGUCUUGGAGCACCGGCAUGCCCUCCCCUUGAGGUCUUAAGUCACCUGAUUAACGAGCCCUUUGUACUACAUUAACAAAGGCACGAGGGGUUGGUUGCACUCGAUUGGGAAGCCGAUCCGCAUAAAUCCGUGAUGCCGCGUAAAUAAGAAUCAUGUCCACAAGUUCAGCAUUUUCGUAAACAUGUGUCAUUUUUGAUUUCGUUUGAGCCACGCAACGGACACCACUAUUCACUCACGCGUUACCGACUGACACUGACUGUAUACAACUGAAUAAAAUAAUUGUAAAAACAUCGUUCCAAAUUCUUUCGCUUUUUUGUUUCCGAUGCGAUGAGCCGAUAAGGCGGAUUAUAUCCGUUGUUGCCAAACACGAGCACAUAAUAUUAUUAUUGAGACAGGGCGGUACUCAAACUUCCAAAGGGCUAUAACAUUGUUACUUUAAUUUUACCAGAAAAAUGGUAAAGGAAAAAAACAUUUCUUUUGAUCAGAUCUACUCACUAUUAAAAUAAAUGACUCAACUUCGAAGUCACCCUGUAUAGACAACAGAAACAAACUUUCCCUAAAUCCUUUUUGUUUUUUCUGUUUUUAUUUGAGAUGGAUAAAAAGUAUGUUCACAUUGCCCAUCGGUUAUAUAAAAUGAUACUUUUUCCACUGUUCUCAAUAUGACCUUUAAAUAAUAUGAAGAAAUUUUAGCACUAUAGUCUAGUCAUAUUAGACAAAAAUACCCCUGGUUUGCCAAAUAGUUUUUAAGUCUGGUUUUAUUGGAAACAAAAGACGAGACACAUCCGCUUUGUUUUAAAAUGUGUAUAUUAAUGUAUGUUUUUCAAAUAUUGUAGCGCAUUUGUUAAACUACUCACAUAUACGAAAUGUUUAGAAGAAAAAAACGUAAACGUCGUUUUUUACAUAGAAAUAACAUUUAUCUUUCGGAAUGGUUUGUGAUUCAUACCGACAAGGUAAACACGUGUAUUUUGCUAUUAAGUGCUCUUGAACGAACCCCCGUAUAUUGCGCAAUGGAUUAGUAGUGAUGGCCGUACAACACGUGUUUUGGAAUAAACAAUUAGAAAUUCUUAAAAAACUACUUGACCAAUAUAAUUUAAUUUUGUUGUUGUUAUUUAGAAGUGUGAAUCUUACGGACUUAAGCAAUUUCAAGAAGUUGCGUGAAAUUAUUCCCACAAGUACCAAAAACCUGCAUUUUGCCUCGUUUUUCAGCCCUUAAAUUUUUGCUAUUUGUCUGAUCUUUUUACGUGUGAUCUCAUUUUGUAGGUCUCAUAAAUGCCUAAAGAUCUUAUAUGAAAAGUUUUUUCGUUUCUGUCAACACUUUCGAUUGAGUCCCAAAAAACACGUUUUCUCAUUCUUUGUUGUCAAAUAAAAAGUUUUUCCACCAAAAUUCGUGUAGGUACCCAUUUUAUGCGUACAUGUUUUAAAUACCCCCUUGAACAACUUGCACCAAUAAAACCAGACUUCACAAUUAUUUCGGGGAAAUUUGCUAAUUUAGACUACUAGGUUUUUCUUUAUUCGAUGUGUUACAGGAACAUUACUUUUAUAGAUAUUUUGAAUGUCAUACGGUCUACGUAGUCUACUCAGCCAUAGAAUAAUGGUAACUGAUGCAAGAGUUGUUCAUCGGUUUAGAUAUGGCAGAUAUAAAAUGUGUUUUGGGAGCUGCUGAGUUGUCGAGUCCUUCAAUAUUUUUCCAUCAAUUAAACUAAAUAAAUUAAUAUUGUUUUCAAUACGACCCUCGAGUAGUAUAAAAAGUUUUAGCUUAGGGGUGUCCCUUAUUCGAUGAAUUAGGACCAAUUAUAAGAAGAUUACUUUUUUACACAUUUGAGGUUUUAUAAUAUCAAUCAAUAUCAUGAUAUUAUUAAAACCUAAAAUAGGGACUCUUCACCUAUGCCUAGUUGAUAACAACUGAAAGAACGCUUGGCUGAUGAUAUUAUGAAACAAACUAUCUGCUAACUUGAACGCCUGCUGAGAAAACUUUGUUUCUAUUUAUUAACAAAGGAUAGCAAUGUCAAUAUAUGACAAAUUAUACAUUUUUGGAAUUUUAAUUAGAAAGUCUAUUCACCUGUACAAAAAUCCAGCAUGGUAUCUAAAAAAAACACAAGGGUUCUGAUUGAGGAUAAAGGACGAAACGUCAUAUUGAAACUCUAGUUAUGCUAUUUUGUACAGCAGAAAAAGUGGCAACGUUAAUGUACCUUUUAUUUUGAUAUAUCAUCUCAAAUGAAGCCAGGAAAAACCAUUUUGGGAAAAUUCGGUUUCAUUCGUUUUUCUCCGAAAAUACUCGGAACUGCGGAGUGCUAUUUUCUCAGUUUCCUAAGUACGCAACUUUGGCCUAAUUCAACCGACUUCGUAUUUCUGACCGUUUCCGAGAUCCCGAAGGUCAAAUUUGAAACAUCCGGUAUGUUAAGCUAUCCAAAUAAGAUUCGCACCGUAUGAAGGAACGGCAUAACGGCCGUUUUGUUAAUAUUUACCUAAAUUACCGCAACCAGCACUGCGCUAGCUUGAUUGGUCGGUUGCAGGCUCGUACAGUGAAUUUUACGAAAACGACUAGCUGACGUAAAAUGUCACAAUUUGACAUAAGGAAGAAGAAAGUGCCAUCUAACAGUACAGUAUUAAGGUACCUCUUGUUGGUUAUUCGUCCCAAAAUUUUGCAGUUUCUGUUUGUGCACUGAAUCUAUAUAAAUGAAAAUUCUUUAUUUAUUUAAGAAACGCACUGCAUGACAUCUUUGUCCUCAAUCGCUUUUUUCAAAGCUUCUACUGGAACUAGAGUUGGCAUAGAUAACUUAAUUAAGAAAUUCCAUUUAAGGAAUAUAAUGAUUGUCCUGUGUGACUUAUAAAAUAAGUAUCCUGACUAUAUGUGAUUUAAGAUAAAUGAG
Messenger RNA from Acanthoscelides obtectus, 5341 nucleotides. The record is from the annotation of a GenBank genome assembly. NCBI's taxonomy places the organism in Eukaryota, Metazoa, Arthropoda, Insecta, Coleoptera, Chrysomelidae.